This is a messenger RNA of Pungitius pungitius (ninespine stickleback), 1814 nucleotides long. It is a transcript of the gene nudcd3, whose product is annotated as NudC domain containing 3. Lineage: Eukaryota; Metazoa; Chordata; Actinopteri; Perciformes; Gasterosteidae. Bases 237 to 1286 code for a protein of 349 amino acids. The transcript has 7 exons. The record is from RefSeq and is a predicted model, not a curated record. Gene Ontology annotation, biological process: protein folding. Gene Ontology annotation, cellular component: cytoplasm.
ACAAACCAUCAGGCCGAAACCUCGUCCUUAUUGUGAAAAACCUGGAGCGGAAGUGUUAUUGUUCUGGAAGGAGUAACCGCGGUGUCAGGAAACGUUGCUCAGCGAGUCCCGCUGAGACCUAAACUUGGAUUCGUUGAAGGCGGCGGUCUUUCCCCGGUGCUGGACUCGUCGGUUCGGGACACUUUAACGGUCCGGUGAACGCGCUCCAAACGUCAACAAACCCGCUAAAAGCCGCCAUGGCGUCGCCGCUGCAGAUGACGGAGAUGUACGACAACGCGCUGCUCGGCAUCCUGCAGCACGUCGGGAACAUCCAGGACUUCCUGCAGGUCUACUUCGGCUUUCUGUACCGCAAGACGGACUUCUACCGCCUGCUGGGGGCCCCCGGCGACAAGAUGGGCUUCCCCCCCGGGGUGGCGGAGAGGAUGGUGCUCAAGACCUUCCAGCUGUUCGAGAAGCUGGCGGAGAGCGACCGCGAGCGGCAGCGCGGCGAGCUGCGGAGGAGAGAGGAGAGCCGGCAGGUUCCUCCGGCGGGUCGAGAGCUGGAGGUCACCGCCGUGGAGGAGACGGAGGAGUCGGAGGAGUCGGAGGAGCGCAGCGCCCAGCAGGUGGAGGAGAGCUCUCCGCCCGACGCUCCGGCCUCCUCGGAAGGUUCUGAGCUGACGGCCGCGGGGGGGCAGGCUGCUGCAGCCGUCACGACCUCAACAGAAGUGACUCAGGAGAAGUUCCAGUGGGACCCCGACAGCUACAACGGCGCCAUGAGGGAGAACUACAGCUGGUCCCAGGACUACACCGACCUGGAGGUCCGCGUCUUCGUGCCCAAAACGGUUGUCAAAGGCCGACAGGUCCGAGUGGACCUGCAGACCGGCGGCAUGCAGGUGUGCGUGAGGGAGGGAGCCGAGGAGAGGACGCUGAUGGAGGGAGAGUUCACCCACAAGAUCAACACGGAGACGUCCCUCUGGAGCCUGGAGCCAGGCAGCUGUGUGGUGCUGUCCCUCAGUAAGACCUCGGAGGUCUGGUGGAACGCGGUCCUGAAGGGGGAGGAGGAGAUCGACAUAAACCAGAUCAACCGGGAGCGCUCCAUGGCGACGGUGGACGAGGAGGAGCACGCCGUGCUGGACCGCCUCUCCUUCGACUACCACCAGAAGCUGCAGGGGAAGCCCCAGAGCCACGAGACGAAGGUGCACGACAUGCUGAAGAAGGGCUGGGAGGCCGAAGGCUCGCCCUUCAGAGGGCAGCAGUUUGACCCCUCCAUGUUCGACAUCCCGCCCAGCGCCGUGCAGUUCUGAGCCCCCCCCCCCUCCCCCGCCACCCGUUUGUUGCGGAGAUGGCGGUUGUCGUGGCGACGGAGAAGGGACGCAUCGUCGCACGGGAUGAUUUGUUUGAUGUUUGGGAAACUGAUACUUUGGUACAUUUGUUGACCGUUUUGCUCUUAAUUUAAAAACUCUGCAGUGCCUCCAUGAGGGACUCCAUGAUCUCAUGACCCCCCCCCCCCCCCCCCCCUCGAGUUUCCAUCCAAAGUGUAGCGCAACUGAUUGAAAGAGGUUUCCAGAGAUGGGGGGCCGUGCUCUGGUUGUGGGGUUUGCUGCUGACUCAGCAGAUGAUGCAACACGAAGAGGAAGAGUUCAGCUGCUUUACCAGCUGAUGACAAACUGCUGUUUAAUAAAAGGAUUGUUCAUAUCAAAGCGUGUUUUUCUCCCCCCUUUACUUCCUUUCACUUUAAACGCAUCUCGUGGUCCUCUGCAGUAAGAUGAAAGUACUUCAUGCUUCUGCUUAUUGAUCCGAAAUCUACAAAGAAAGCAUUUAACAGCUUUAAU